This is a messenger RNA of Monomorium pharaonis (pharaoh ant), 4551 nucleotides long. Its product is annotated as bestrophin-4. The coding region runs from base 1389 to 3470 and encodes 693 amino acids. The transcript has 11 exons. Gene Ontology annotation, molecular function: chloride channel activity. The record is from RefSeq and is a predicted model, not a curated record. NCBI's taxonomy places the organism in Eukaryota, Metazoa, Arthropoda, Insecta, Hymenoptera, Formicidae.
AGGGAUGCCGUUGGUUGGCAGCGUGCUGCUGACUACGGCGUGCUGCUGCCGCCUCAGUACUGCUCAGUACUGGCUGGUGCUGGUCGGUAAUCGUUCGCGUGACGACGUAAUUGUACUAAUCGUGGUUUUCCUCGCGAAUGUGUCUGUUUAAUCCGACCCGAGAUCGCGUCUGUUCGUUCUGUGCGCUAACUUCCGCAAAAUUGAGAGGAGCGAUCGACUGAAACGAGAAGAACCAGAUUUUUAUCUGUAUUACGCUGAGAGUGACGUUUAAAUUACUAAUUACUAAUUAAACGCGACUGCUUUCGAUAUCGUCAUACAAUGACGUCAACUAACUCGUAAUACUUCCGAGGAUCGACCGAGACCGAUGGUCGCCAGCACGCGGUGCCGAUUGCAUAGUGUAAUAUUUUUAUGAUUGGGAAUUCUCAAGAAAUUUGAAGAGAUUUUUACGCUGGAUAAAGUCUGCAGAGGAAAUCUAUCUUUUAAUGAGGAAAAUUGGAGCAGCUUGAUUACACUUGCAGAUAAAUUGUCCGAUACAUGCAAUUUAUGCCCUUGAUUUGGACAAUCUUUAAUAUGACAUGAACUAUCCGUUUCUCGAGGGAUUUCAAAUGAAUUUCUGAGUUAGCUUUGUUAAAUAUUUCUCCUUGAGGAGACCUCAAAAAUGUUAUUGUAAAAACAACAAAUUGCAAUGAAGAUAUGUUCAACUGACAAAGAGAAAAUCUGAUAAAUAGAGAAUCAACUUAAUCGAUGAAAGUAUUGUAAAAUAUUAGAAUUAUAAAAAAGACAAACGAAUAAUUCUAUAACAUAAAUAAAGAAAACAAUUAUAUUUAUCAAUAAAGUAAUAGGGAAGCUGAUAAUCCAGAAUCUUUGUUAUCUCUGAGAUAAUAAAUGAGAUUCGAACGAGUUAAAUUCACUUUUCACUCUAGAGAAUUCAAUUUCUAUCGAGGGAAACUUUCGUUAUAAAUUUACGAAUUUGUCAGAGUCUGAUAACGUAUGAUAAAAGACCUCUGAACGAUACCAGGUCUUAGUAAAUUUAAACGUGACGAAAAGUACACGUAAGACUACGCCAAGUUCAUCUCUUAUUAUAUCUGUUGCACGAGUUGAACAUAUCCAGCACAUUUUUCCGAAGGAAGCAAAGCGGAACAAAAAAAGAUCUUUUUAACAAUAGCCGUAUUGACAGCAACGAUUCUUGCGAAACGCGAAAAAUUCGUGUAUUGGAGCUAACGAGUUUGUCCCGCCUUUGUUGAUACAGGUUACAUAAUUGCAUCAGAGGCGGCCCGAUCGUAUAAAUGAUGACCUUGGUGGUCUCUUACCGGUGGACCGUUAGUUUUGUUUCUUCGAGGAAGCGAAGUCGAAGAUGAUAUCGAAGAGGAGUUGAUAUUAUAUGAAAGAUGACUGUCAGCUAUACUGCAGAAGUAGCCACUUGUAGAGGUCUCGGCUGCUUUCUCAAGCUGCUACUCAGAUGGCGGGCAAGCAUUUACAAACUCGUCUGGCUCGAUCUGACGCUCUUCCUUUUCAUCUACUACUUUCUAUCCGGCGUCUACCGAUUGCUGUUGAACGAGGACCAAAAGAGGAUAUUCGAAUCUGUGGUGGCGUACUGCAACGAGUACAGCGAUCUGAUACCAUUGUCAUUCGUCCUGGGUUUCUAUGUCAGUAUCGUCAUGACCAGGUGGUGGAAUCAAUACAUGGCUAUACCAUGGCCUGAUUCCAUCGCGGUCUUCGUUUCAUCUACUAUACACGGGAACGACGAGCGCGGUCGUCUAAUGCGCCGGACGAUCGUAAGAUACGUGUGCGUCUGUCUAACUAUGGUCCUAACGAAUGUCGCACCGCGCGUAAAGAAGAGAUUUCCUACUCUGGAGCAUUUUGUGGACAGCGGCUUGUUGCUGGAAAACGAGUUAGCGAUAUUUAAAAGCCUAAAUGCAAAAUUUCCGAAGCCGAGUAAGCAUUGGCUGCCGAUAGUUUGGGCUUCUAGCAUAGUGACCCGCGCCCGGAAGGAAGGACGAAUACGUGACGAUUUUGCGGUGAAAACUCUCAUCGACGAACUUAACAAAUUCCGUGGAAUGUGUGGCAGCAUAUCGCACUAUGACACGAUCAGCGUCCCGUUAGUGUACACUCAGGUCGUAACAUUAGCUGUAUACACGUAUUUCUUGACUAGUGUAAUGGGUCGUCAGUGGGUUCAGAAGUCGAACUCGAAUAUCGACCUGUACUUCCCGGUGUUUGCAACAUUGCAGUUCUUCUUUUACAUGGGCUGGUUGAAAGUAGCUGAAACGCUAAUCAAUCCGUUCGGUGAGGACGACGACGAUUUCGAAGUAAACUGGUUAAUCGAUCGCAAUUUGCAAGUAAGCUAUCUAAUCGUCGACGAGAUGCACCACGAGCAUCCCGAACUCAUACGCGAUCAAUAUUGGGACGAAAUAUUCCCUACGGAAUUACCAUACACCGCUGCAUCGCAACACUUUCGCGAGGAACCUCCACAACCCUCGACAGCCGGUAUACAAUUGUCUGCUGCGCAACAAGAAUUGCAACCAUCGUCGGUUAAAAUCGACGAUUUGGCACCGGAUGAUCAGAAAUUUCGCUCCGAUAUCGCUGACGAUGCCGCAUCGGGCAUACAUUUUACCGCGAGUGGAAAGCUAUCUAGAAGCAACACAGAGAGCACUGAGAGAUUAAUAAGGAGCGCCAGCAGAGUGAGUAAUCGCGAUCGCAAUAUCAGUGGUGGUUCGACUCCUAGCAAUUUGGGUGAAUCUCUCUCGAGAGUUGCCAGCGUUACAAGUGUACUUAAACGAUUGUUUAGCAAGGAUGACAGACCGGAUGGAGGUACUACGAGUACCGUCAAGACCUCAGGAAAAAUGACGAACACGGGCUCAACGACUUCGUUACAAACACGACCACCCGGUGCAGGUGGCUCUAUGAGAAUAGGCGUUAUCGAGGAAGUGGACGAGCAGAUGACACUGACAUCGUUACGACAAUCGAAUGAGAGCAGGCCUCAUGUACAAAGUAUAUUUGCGCAAGGUCCGCCACCGCCGAGUGAUCCCGUCGACGUCCCUGGUGCACAGUCUCACAAGCGUGAAGUGUUUUCUAGAAGUGCACCUGCACGCGGAGGUGCUUUAACAGUAACUGGCAGUACGGAAUCCCCAUGCGAAAAGCAGACCGUAUUCAGGACACAAGUAUCCACACAAUCGAUGAGGUUGAGCGGUUUCGAACCGGCGAGUUACACCGGUAGUGAAAUAAACGACGACCUGCCCAGUAUCUCGUCCAACUCUUCGGGUUCUAGCGAGAAUGCCACGAACGAAUUUAUAAAAUUGAAAGUUGAAAGAAAGGAACAGAGACGUAACCGUAGACUUGCUCGAAGCGUUAGUGGUCUAAACGAAAGUACAUCGAGAAGUCCUCCCGAAUCAGAAACUCUCCUGCUUGCAGAGUUAGCGGACGCGUCACGACAAUGUUUGAGAAAUAGACGCGAUGAAAACGAUCGAAUUUAGAAAAAUGCGUUGACUUUACAUCGACGUUUGCCUAAGUAAGCCUAAAUAAGCCUUGAUAUCAAGAAGUGCGAUUAAAGUAAGAGAAAGCGUGACAAUACAUCAUCAUACAAAUGACAGAUUUGUUAUAUGUAUUAGAUGUGAACAAAUUUGUGAUUAAACGAGUUUACCAUCAAAGAAAUAUCAAUACAUUGUUACGCUAGAGAUGUGCGAACAAGAUUUCUUUGACGUUGAAUCAAAUUAAAUUGAAUUUUAUUCCAAUUUCUUUAUUCGAAUUCAAAUCAAACUGAAUCAAAAUUUUACCCGAAUCAAAUUGAACCGAAUCGUUAAAACAUACUUUUAAUUAAGAAUUGCUAAGUUAAAUGGUUAUAUAUAAAUAAUGAAAAAAUUACAAUGUAAAAAAUAAUAUUUAUUAUAUGAUAUAAAGUUAUGUUAAAUAUAAUUUCAUAUUGUCAAUGUACAUGUGAUUCGUAUUCGAAACUGGAUUUGAAUAUUUUGAAUAAUUCAAAUUUAUAGAGGAUCAUAGAAAUUAAAAUUCGAAAUGGUUCGUACAUCUCUAACACAUACUUACAGAUUUGGUAUUGCGAAUAGUGUUAUGUACUCGUAUGUGUUAUAAAUAGCGAAAUUUUGCGAUUAGCAAUUUUUUAGCUUUCUCAUAAAAUCAGCUUUAACAACGAAAAGUUUGUAAAAAGUCGAUAAGAAUAUUUUUUACAUGAGUAUGUAUAACGCGGUACUGUCGUGCGAAAGUUUUUCGCGAAAGCCAGCUAGAGAGAAAUUUUAAUUUAUUUCUAAUCGUACAUCAUGCAUACAAAUCGUUUAUUAUACUUAUAUAAAUUAAUUUCCAUUUUAAUCAUGAACGAAUAAAAAAGAAAAUAGGUAAAAACAAAAAUGGUACGUUUACAACCAUGUUCACGUUUUGUCUUAAUAUUGCAUGAUGUCUUACUGUACGUUUAAACGACUUGACUGUUGCUGGUUAUUUUUUAUCAACAUUUCACGACGUACGCUAUUUGUUACGAUGCUCGUUACGGUGCUACGUAAGCCGUUUGUUUUGCAGUAUUAUUGAAAUAAAGUAUUUUCAAUAAAA